Messenger RNA from Ooceraea biroi (clonal raider ant), 2787 nucleotides. RefSeq names its product vacuolar protein sorting 51 (gene Vps51). Gene Ontology annotation, biological process: Golgi organization; lysosomal transport; retrograde transport, endosome to Golgi. The record is from RefSeq and is a predicted model, not a curated record. Gene Ontology annotation, cellular component: membrane; EARP complex; GARP complex. NCBI's taxonomy places the organism in Eukaryota, Metazoa, Arthropoda, Insecta, Hymenoptera, Formicidae.
AGCGACGAGCUUGGUUAUGUUGUUUCACAUCGCGUCUGGAAAUCUAACCUGCAAAUAUUAUUAAUAUAAGUUUGACAGCCACCAAUAUACUUAUAAUAAAUAGUCCAAUAAAUUAACAAUUUACGAAGGCCAGAAUUAAAUUAACGUCCCUUCGUUAUUGAUGAAGUUGGUGAAGAAAAUAUACGAAAUGGCAGAGAACACGAAUGAUCCAUACGAUAUUAAUGGGCAACAUUUUAAUCAGGAUAUGUAUUUUCAAAAGUUAUUAAAGGAAUGCACACUAAAACAAAUUAUGGAUCAUGAAGCUGAAAUAAUCGAAAACAGUCAAACUUUACAUUCAGACAUGCAGACCCUGGUAUAUGAAAAUUAUGAUAAAUUUAUAUCUGCUACUGAUACUAUUCGCAAGAUGAAGACAGAUUUCAAGGAAAUGGAAGAGAGCAUGGAUCUUUUGGCCAAGAAUAUGGAGAGCAUUACUUCCUUCUCAGAGCAGAUUUCUUCAACGUUACAUGGAACGAGACAGCAGAUUGCCAAACUGUCCUCUGUACACAGUUUGUUAAAGAAAUUGCAAUUUCUUUUUAAACUGCCUGGGAAUCUUAAAGAUAAAAUGAAGGAAGAAAAUUAUACACAAGCAGUUGAAGAUUAUGUCCAUGCUCAAAGAGUUUUAAAUCAAUACAGCAACAUGCCAUCUUUCCAAGGUAUCCAGAAAGACUGCGAGGAAAUUGUCGAGGAACUAAAGUACAAAUUGAGAUUACAAUUUCACAAGAGAGAUGCAUCGACCAAAGCCCUAGCUGAAAAUGUUGAUCUUCUUCUACAACUGAAGGAACCGGCUGAUUCCUUGUGCAUUGAAUUCUUGAUGCAUGCCGAAGGGAGAUUGACAGAACAAUUAGAAAUCUUGAAAGACAUGUGUGAAAAUGACAUCAUAGAAUUCGUGGACAUGGCUUCUUCGGGAUUCCUCAGCGAUUUGUCCCUGAUUGUGGCUUCCUACAAUGACAUGUUUAUAAAUCGAUCGUUAGAAGAUGAUGAUUUAGUCGACUUCGAAACGAAAGCUAUGAAUCAUUUGAGUGAAUUUGUUGUGACUAAUAUGAAAAAGUAUUUUGAUUUGGUGAGCAAAAGGGUGGAGGAUGUGGCUGAUACGGUGAUUUUGGUGAGAGCUCUUGACAGAUUUCAUCGUAGAUUACAAGCGAUGAAUACACUGUGCAAUGAAACGGACUUUGCCGGAAUAGGGACCGACAUUGUUGUAAAUGCUGGCCGAAAACAGUGUCGCAAUUAUUUGCACAGUCUGAAACAACACUUGAGCGAGACUUUGGUAAAAGUAAGACAGACCUUAGCCACCAAAACAAGUGACAAAGUCACGCAAGACAGCGAUGGAGGCUUAGCGGAACUUCAAGCUAUGCUCAUCAUGCCUACCAUUGAAAAAAUUAAAGGAGUUCUCCAGGACUUAUCAGUAUUUCUGCAGCCGGACUUAUCAUUCAAUCUAAAAAUGCAAUUUUUGCAAAGCUUUUGCGUGGAUGAAGUGAGAGAAGGAUUAGUAGUCGGUUUUCUACAUCAUCUCACAGCUAUAGCAGCCGGAUUUUGCAACGGAUCCGACGUGCCGAAAUUUCCACCCACUUUAUUGCUACUGCUUAGCAAAAUGUGCAUCGAGUACAAGGAGAAUAAUGUCCGCUAUUUGUUGACGACUACCGACGAUCUUUUCAACAUCGAUCAAUAUACAUCUUCGGAGAACAUUGUAACUCCCGGAUCAGAAAUGUGCGAUCGUUUUCAGGAGGCUGCGCAAAAUUUGUUGAAUCACUACGUGCGAAUUCAGGGAUUAGCAGUGUCCCAAAUGUUGAGGAAAUCCGUAGAAACUAGAGAUUGGUUGCAUACGAUUGAACCCAGAACAGUGAGAGCCGUGAUGAAGAGAGUCGUCGAAGACGUGACCGCAAUUGAUUCACAAGUCACUGCCUUGUACGAUGACAACGAUGGCCAAGUAGAUAGAAGUAGCGAUAGCAGCAGAAAGACUCACAGCGUUAGCGUGUCGAGGCAUCACUACAGGUCUAACUGGUCAUCUUACACGUCCAGUCACAUUGACUCGUCCCUAGUGACGAAUAUUCAUAAGCUAUUUUCCGAACGGAUCGAGAUCUUUUCGUCAGUGCAAUUUAACAAGGCCUCUAUUCUAACAGGAAUCAUCAAGAUAAGCUUAAAGACUUUCCUCGAGUGCGUGCGACUGCGAACAUUUAGCAAAUAUGGCUUGCAACAAAUUCAGGUGGAUACUCAUUAUUUGCAACUUUACCUGUGGAGAUUCGUAUCGGAUGAAAACGUGGUUUAUUUUUUGCUGGAUGAAAUUUUGGGCAGCGCGGUACACAGAUGUUUGGAACCAGUCUUGAUGGAACCAAGUGUGGUGGACAUUAUAUGCGAAAGAGGUUGAAUUAUCAGCAACUGUAAUUAUUUCAUGCAGUUGCAGUGUAAUGUUAUAAGUGAUAAAACAUGUAAUGUUUUUAUGAUAAUGUUAAUUAUCGUAAUUAUAUUAUAAUAAGGAAAUAUAUACAUAUGUAUGUCUAUGUAUAUCUAUAUAUUUACAACAAGCGAUAAAUUGUGUAUAUAAUAAUAUGAAUAGCUGCAUAUAAAUCUUUUAUAAUGUUACAAUACUGCAGAAAUGUUCUAUAUAGAAAAAUCUUUUAUUAAUAUUAAAUUUAUAUUAAAAUCUUUUAUUUAUAUUAUCUUUUAAUCAAUCAGAUUAUCGAAAUGCAAUGUUAUAAUAAUAUUAAUGUAUUAUUUACAACUAUUCAGAAUUAUAAUCAUUAUUCUCUAUUU